UUCACAACCUUCUGCCAAGUCAUCCAGACACACACACACACACACACACACACCCCUCCACUCUGAGACGACUGCUCCAGGUCUGCCUUUUAUCCUCAUCCUCUGCCCGAAACAAAAUCUGAGAUGUCGGACUCAGUGAAAGAUAAACCGGCAAACCCUGAAAACCCCCUCAGGUCGGACAAGAUCCACGGUAUCCUCAGAAGCGUCUCGGAGAGCAGAGCGUUCACCGUCAGAGGAGACUGCACCGUCACACAGCUGAAACUGUGUCUGUCAGAGCGGCUGCGUGUCCCAGCAGAGCAGCUGGUGCUGAUCCACUCCGGACGGGUUCUCAGGGAGCCAGAACUCAUGAGUCACCUUAAAGAACAGGAAGGAUCGAUCAGCCUCUGCAUGAUUAGGAGGUAUGAAGCAAGGCCUGAACCUCCAUCUGCUCGGACCUCCAGUGAUCCAGUUUCAGAACCUGUUGAGUCAGAGCUAAAAUCUGGUCCUGACCCAGAGCCCAACCAAACACCAGCUCCCACCUCACCACUCUGCUCAGCUGAGCGUUUGGACAGUCUUAGCUCAGAAAACAGCCGAUCAAGCUUUCUUAAUGCCCUCUGGAGCCAAGUGGAGAGCCAGUUACCGAGUGACCCAGAACUGAUGCAUUGUGCUCUGGUCAGCCCACUGGUGCAAAACGCCCUCUGCACCUCCAGCCCUCAGCUAACAGGACAACACUCUCUGUCUAAUCCUCAAAUUCAGCAGCUCCUGACAACAAACCCUGAGGUGGAGGACAUGUUGAACAACCCAGAUGCCAUAGAGCAGGUGCUGGGACUCAUCAGGGAGCCUGAAAUGACAGAAGAGAUGAUACAAAAAGAAGACAGAGCUUUGGAAAACGUGUCCGUGGUGCAGGAUGUCCCUGCAAACGCUCCUCUGCAUGUCCUCCAGACAAAUGAUGCAAAAAUGCAGCAACAGGAUCUUAAACAGACUCAGGAAGCAAUGUUUCCAUUAUUCACUACAUCAUAUGAGAGUCACCAGGGACCAGGAGUACAGACCAGCCCAACAUCACCUCCGUCCACUGACUCCACAGAUUCCCUCAGAGACCUGACUGCUUCUCCCAGAACCGGUUCUCUUAAUCCAGGUCUGCAGACGCUCCUGCAGGAGAUCUCAGCCAGUCCGGGUCUGAUGGAGACUCUCCUCUCUGGGCCGCACAUCAACUGUGUUCUGAACUGCCUCAGCCAGAACCCGGACUUUGCCGCACAGAUGCUGCUGAGCCAUCCCUUGUUCUCAGGAAAUGUUCAGCUGCAGGAACAGAUGAGGCAGCACAUUCCUCUAUUUUUGCAGCAGACGCAAAGUGGAGAGCUGCUGUCCAUGAUGCUGAACCCCAGAGCCAUGGAGGCUUUGCUGCAUAUCCAACAGGGGCUGCAGACUCUGGCUGUAGAGGCUCCCUCCCUCAUGCCUGUUGCUGGACCUGGAACCAGUACUGGGACUGGUCUUACUGGUUCUCCUCAGCACCCAUCUGAUCCUAACCUGAACAACCAGACUGGCUGCCAUCCUCAGGACGACCCACUGACAGAGCAGCAGCAGUUUGUACAUCAGAUGCUAAAGGCACUGGCUAACACCAACAAUGAGGUCCAUCACGAGGAAGAGGAGGAUUUUCAGGAGGAGCUGCAGCAGCUGAACUCAAUGGGCUUCAGAGACAGAAAGGCAAACCUUCAGGCCCUCAGCAGCUCAGGAGGCGACCUCUCCUCUGCUCUACACCUGCUCAGUCCUUAACAAUUAACUAUCAGUUAUUAACAAGUGAAUUACAAAGAUAAAAUAAGUAAUUGUAAGCCAUAUUUAUACACAAGGUGUUAUCUAAUAUCUAUGUAGUGAUAUAUCACUGGUAGAAAUACACCAACACAACCGAGUAACAGUGCAGAUGUAGAUUGUAGGCGCUGACAAAACAGAACUCACAGGAGAAAAUAACACCUAUAUUUAAUUGAAUUGUGGCAGGGAUCUACACCACAUAUUCAUAUUUUAGUAAAAAAUCUGAGUAUUUGAAAGGAACCAGAUGAAUUAUUUAACAGAAAAAUAGGAGUUUGUAGUGGAGAAAUAAAAUAGCUUUCAUUUUAUCUGCUCUGCUACUUCAGUUCUACUCUACAUGCAGUAGAUUCAUAGCAUCUACAUCAAUAUUUAAAAGCAGGUGAUUUAUUAUGAAUGUGUGGCACACGGAGAUGCCUCUUUGCUUUGUUACCUCCUGCUCACCAUCGCACACCCAGGCAGAUGUCCUGUAAGUUCACACAUGCUAUUUUUAUUUAAAUAGAAACAAAGAUAUUUAAUUUCACUUAAUAAAGAUGAACAUAGUUUUCCUCAUUAGGCAAACAGCAAACUUGUUUUCUAACUGAGAGAAAAGUAAGGACACCAUAACAGUCUCACCUGUUUUAGCUGUAAUAACUCCUGUGAGAUUCUUCUUUUAGAAAAUUUACUCCACUUUUGACUUUGAGAGAUUUCUUUGAGCAUCUUGUGCUCCACUCUCAGGGCCAACCUGUUUGUAUGGCCAGUCCUGAACAUGUUACAGGUUCAUUUUAAUGUCCUGCACUUUCUGACCAUCUUCUACUCCCUGAAGUGGCUAAUUUCUAAUUAUUUUGAGACUUUUAAAAAAUCUCUUUGCAGACUCACAAGCUGAUGAGUAAUGAUCUCUUGUGUGCACAUGAUGUGGAAGGGAAAAAUCAACUUUUUUCAAAUAUAAUUCUUCUCAAAAUAACUACCUGCUGAGUAGAACCCAACAUAAUGUUAUACAGUAGAUAUGACACUUGAAUCCAAUUUUGUGAACCCAUUUUAUUUUGAAGACAAACUUAUUGUAGUGCAUUAAAUAUUAUAUGUCACUGUGAGAUAUUAUAGUUGUUUUUUGCUGGGUUUUUUUUGUCUAAUUAGCAUCAUCAAACAUUACCAGCUUUAUUCUCUCAUCCCCUUCACUGAAAUUUUAAAGAACUGAAGAUGAAACAUACUUGUAUUUGUUGCAGUACUGUUAGUAUUAUUUAACCAAUAUCAACUCAAGGGGUUUUUUUUCUCCAGAAUAACAUCUCUGCCUUAUUUCCAAAAAGAGAGAUGUAUUUUGCUGUUUUAUGGUUGAUUUUAAUGUUUUAAUCAGUCACACAAAACCAAACAGGUUAAUGUAUUAUGAUAGCUCUGUGACUUUGUUUCAGGUGUUUUCAUGCUCUCAAAAUACCUGCAGUAACUUUUGUGUCUGGCUUCCGAAAAGGCUCCAGAAAUUAUCUACUUUAGAUGAGGUUGUAAUCUCUACAGAUAGGAAAACCUUCUUUCUAACUUUAAACAGUAGAGGGCAGCUUUGUUUGCCUUUUUGUUGUUGUUGUUUGUUUUUUUUGGCACUACAGGUUAAUUAAUAUCUUCAUAUUUAUCUGCAACGCUUGACUUAGAAAUCAUUAACUUUACAGUUUAAAUGGUUAAAUAAACAAAAAAAAUAACAUUUUAAUGCCACCUUUAGAAGCAACCUUAUUUUGUUUAACAAUAAAAGUUGUUGUCUACCUAAAGUGUAUCCUAAAUGUGCAAGAGUCACUCUGAGAUCUUCAGCUUCCUG
Molecule: messenger RNA, 3553 nt
Organism: Gambusia affinis (western mosquitofish)
Lineage: Eukaryota; Metazoa; Chordata; Actinopteri; Cyprinodontiformes; Poeciliidae
Product: ubiquilin-1-like
Exons: 11
Coding region: 124-1749 (541 amino acids)
Biological process (GO): ubiquitin-dependent protein catabolic process
Cellular component (GO): cytosol
Molecular function (GO): polyubiquitin modification-dependent protein binding
Source: RefSeq, a predicted model, not a curated record